Hirsutella rhossiliensis is the source of this 210-nucleotide messenger RNA. Its product is annotated as glucose-repressible protein grg1 domain-containing protein. The transcript is spliced from 2 exons. The record is from RefSeq and is a predicted model, not a curated record. NCBI's taxonomy places the organism in Eukaryota, Fungi, Ascomycota, Sordariomycetes, Hypocreales, Ophiocordycipitaceae. Bases 1 to 210 code for a protein of 69 amino acids.
AUGGAGUCCCUCAAGCAAGGUGCCAACUACGUCUCCGAGACUGUCCAGCAAGCCACCAGCGGCACCUCCAAGGAAGCCAACAAGGAGGUUGCUAAGGAUUCCAACGCCUCCAUGGGCACUCGUGCCUCCGCCGCCAAGGACGCUCUUGGUGACAAGGCCCAAGAGACUAAGCACGACGGCAAGGCCGAGGCCCACAAGCAGCAGAUCUAG